Molecule: messenger RNA, 4627 nt
Organism: Oryzias latipes (Japanese medaka)
Lineage: Eukaryota; Metazoa; Chordata; Actinopteri; Beloniformes; Adrianichthyidae
Source: RefSeq, a predicted model, not a curated record
AAACAGCAAAAUGACCAUUACCAGAGUGAAUGGAGAACCCCAUCUCUGUUUAUUUGCAAUCAAGGAUAUUGGUCCUGGAGAAGAAAUCACCUAUAAUUAUGGUGACUCCGAAUGGCCAUGGAGAAUCAAGAAAUCCAAAGAAAAGCCAAGUCAAUCAGCAGAAGAGAAUCCAUCAACUUCCAGGUCCUCUCCAGACGACACAUCGCAGAAAUCCAAAGAAAAGCCAAGUCAAUCAGCAGAAGAGAAUCCACCCACUUCCAGGUCCUAUCCAGACGACACACCGCAGAAAUCCAAAGAAAAGCCAAGUCAAUCAGCAGAAGAGAAUCCACCCACUUCCGGUCCUAUCCAGACGACACACCGCAGAAAUCCAAAGAAAAGCCAAGUCAAUCAGCAGAAGAGAAUCCACCCACUUCCGGGUCCUAUCCAGACGACACACCGCAGAAAUCCAAAGAAAAGCCAAGUCAAUCAGCAGAAGAGAAUCCACCCACUUCCAGGUCCUAUCCAGACGACACACCGCAGAAAUCCAAAGAAAAGCCAAGUCAAUCAGCAGAAGAGAAUCCACCCACUUCCGGGUCCUAUCCAGACGACACACCGCAGAAAUCCAAAGAAAAGCCAAGUCAAUCAGCAGAAGAGAAUCCACCCACUUCCGGGUCCUAUCCAGACGACACACCGCAGAAAUCCAAAGAAAAGCCAAGUCAAUCAGCAGAAGAGAAUCCACCCACUUCCGGGUCCUAUCCAGACGACACACCGCAGAAAUCCAAAGAAAAGCCAAGUCAAUCAGCAGAAGAGAAUCCACCCACUUCCGGGUCCUAUCCAGACGACACACCGCAGAAAUCCAAAGAAAAGCCAAGUCAAUCAGCAGAAGAGAAUCCACCCACUUCCGGGUCCUAUCCAGACGACACACCGCAGAAAUCCAAAGAAAAGCCAAGUCAAUCAGCAGAAGAGAAUCCACCCACUUCCGGGUCCUAUCCAGACGACACACCGCAGGACUGUGAUCAUGAUUUAGUCGCUGACGAAAUGUCACCUUUGGAGAAAUGUGUCAUAUGUGGAGGACCUUUUACUCCUCUGAAAUGGAGUGGUGUGAGAUGUGAAGUUUGCAACCAGACCUGGCACAAAAGGUGUUACAAUAUUCACAUGGUGGACAUCUCAGAACCUCAAUCACUGGUUUUAAAUGAACAAAGCUCAAGUGAGGUGGGUUCAUCAGAAGAGGAAUACGUGCCUGAUUCCACAGCUGAUUCAGACAGCUCAUUUGUCAAUAAAUCAGAGAUUUUAAGCAUAAAUCGCAAACGAGUACAGAUCUCGGAGGUUUCAACCAGUCAGUCUGCUUCCAAAAAGAAAAGAUUUCACCAAGAAGAUUCUGUAGAGGGAGAAAGACUGAGUUCUUCUGAAGCUGCAGGGUCAUUAUCUCAAGAUGAACUCAGAAAAAGACGAUUUGAAAAAUCUGAUGCGACUUCAAAUGAAAGAAAUGCUCGCAAUGAAUGCAUGACUGAUAGCUAUAAUGCUCGGCCUGAAGAUUUACCCAAGUCAUCCCUCUUACUCAGAAACAGAAACUACUGCUAUAUUUGUGGAAAGCUACAGACAAAGUUUACACGCCAUUUGAAAAGGCAUGAGAAAAAAUAUGCUGAUGUUGCCCAAGUUUUAAGUCUUCCCAAGAAGUCCAAAAAGCGCUUGGAAAUGCUUGCUAAGCUGCGCAACAAGGGAAACUAUGACCAUAACUCAGAGGUCUUAGCAAGUGGCAUAGGAACAUUAAAACCAAAACGCACAUCAAAGAAAAACUACAAAGAAAAAGACUAUAUUCACUGCAUUUACUGUCAGGCAUUAUAUCUCAGAAGAGAUCUGUGGAGACAUGUUCGAAAAUGUUCUUCCAAACCAGGAAAAGCCACUUCAGAGGGACAUGACAAAAGAGUCUUGUCUUUGGCCUCUAUGAAUGAGUCAGCUCUUUGUCAGCAAGUUUCCCCAGGUGUUUGGAAAAUAUUAGCUGUCAUGAAAGAUGAUGACAUAACAUCCACUGUGCGAAGUGACUUCUCUAUUCUCCAGCUUGCCCAGUCACUCUUUAACAAACAUGGACAAGAUCCCACCAAAUUUGACUACAUUCGUCAGAAACUCAGAGAAUGUGGAAGACUUCUGCUUGUACUUCGGAAAGAAUUUUCAAUUAACACCUUUGAGGAUGCUGUCAGGCCUGCAAAUUUUGAUGUGGUUAUUACAGCUGUCAAGAAAGUGUCUGGCUAUGAUGGAGAAAAGAACUGCUACUCUACUCCAAGCCUUGCCCUGAAGUUGGGCCACUCAUUGCAGAAAGUUAAUGACAUUUUACAUUGUCGAGCACUUAUGGCUCAAGACAGUACACUGAUCAAGUCGACCCAAAGUUUCAAAACCCUCUUUUCUACAAAGUGGUCUGAAUUCAUUUCCCAUACUGCACUGUCAACACUAAACGAGCGUCACUUUAACAAGCCUUCCACUCUUCCCUUCACAGAAGAUGUUCAAUGUCUUCAUAGACAUCUGGAGAAGAUUACUGACGAAGCACUGAAGGACUUGGAGGAGCAUAGUUCACCCAAAUCAUACAGUGAACUUUGCAAAGUCACCAUGGCAAAAGUAAUACUGUUCAACAGAAGACGAGGGGGAGAAGUUUCAAAGAUGACAUUAUGUGGCUUUCAGGGGAGAGACUCAAGUGCCCUCCACAAGGAUAUUGCAUUUGGACUUACAAAAUUUGAACGUCACCUUUGUCAACACUUCAGUCGCGUGGAAUUGAGGGGUAAACGUGGUCGAAAGGUUGCAGUGUUACUUUCACCGGACAUGGUGAGUGCAAUAACACGGCUGACUGAGAAGAGAGCAGACUGUGGUGUACUGGCAGAAAACCCCUUUCUUUUUGCCAGGCCUAAAUGUCUGACUCCUUACAGAGGACAGGACUGUUUAAGGCUUUAUGCAGCAGAAUGUGGGGCUAAAAACCCAGAGCUCCUCAGGUCGACUCAGUUGCGCAAACAUGUUGCAACUUUGUCUCAGAUCCUGAAUCUCAAGAAUCACGAGUUGGAUCAAGUUGCCAACUUUCUUGGUCACGAUAUUCGCGUUCAUCGUGAAUAUUAUAGACUUCCAGAGGCUACUACACAGCUGGCUAAGAUAUCUAAACUACUCAUUGCCAUGGAGAAAGGGUCUCUUCAAAACCUACAAGGCAAAACACUGGAAGAGAUUGAAAUCGAAGAUAAGCUAGAGUUGACAGAGUCAAGUGGAGAGAGCGACAGCGACACAGAGGCCGACGCCGCCGUUGAAGAGGCCGACGCCGCCGUUGAAGAGGCCGACGUCGCCGUUGAAGAGACCAACGCCACUGUUGAAGAGGGCGAGGUUGAAGAAAAUCUCUCAAAUCCAAAGGCUGCACAAAGUCAAAACAAAGAUGAGAAGGACAAGGAACUUAAGGCAUUAAAAUGGAAGCGGAGGAAGCCUGACGGAAAGAAACAAAAACAAUCUGCUGCUGAGCAAGAAAAGAAACGAAUGAAGCAAAUAAAACGACCCUGGUCCAAAGAGGAAGUAAACGCUGUCAUGAGACACUUCAAGGACCAUAUAAUGAAGGGAAAACUUGCUUCCAUGAUAGAAUGUGGGCAGUGCAAAAAGGCAGAGAAUCCUGUUCUUGACAACCGUACCCUACAGAACAUCAGAGACUUUGUGAGAAAUCGUGGUAUUACCAUGAAAAACAAAAAGUAACCCAGCGAACAUUUCCAUAUGGCCCAUAUGAUUUACCUUUGGGCUGAAUAUCUGGGCCCCGGGUGGGUUUGUCCACGAGUUCCGUGGUGACCCCAUCUGUGUUUGCACACACUGGCUUAGAAGGAAACUCAGUGGUCUGAGUUCCCAACGCUAACCAGCUGCUCUGUGGAAAGCAUUGUGUGCCAACAACCUGCCUUACGGAUAGUGUAGCGAGUUAGCGAGCUACACUGUCUAGCGAGCCAGAUUACUCAGUGCCCAUUCAAGCUAGUGUGGGCAAACACAGAUGGGGCCACUGUGGAACCUGUGAACAAACCCACCUGGGGCUCAACAAUUCAGCCCAAAGGUAAGCCAUGUGGGGCUCACAUUCAAAUGUUUGCUAAAUGAAGAUUUUUGAUAUAUAGUAUAUAAAAGUAUGAAUAAGCAGUUAAGGCUUAAAUUUUGUUUUUUUGUUCAGUUGUCAAAAGGUUAUUUCUUUAUUUGCCUUUACAUUAGAAAGAAUAUAAUUUUGAAGUAAGGACUUAUGGCUAUGUAGUUUUUUUCUGAAAACUAUCUUUUACAUUAGACAGAACAUUAACAAUAAAUAAGCACUAGAUUCUUGAAUGUUUUUCCAUUUAAAACUGCAUAUUCUUGUCACCUUUUUGACAAGACUAAGUUUUUUUCAACAUUUUUGCUGUAUUUGCUUUUCAUUUCACAAAUAGAACUGUCAUAAGCAUUUAAAUGUACUUUUUUAUGUUUAUAAAAACAAUGAUUACAGUGAACUACACAGUAUAAAAGUUCAAUAAAAGGAUUUUUGGGUGGGAGGACCCAUCAAGGUCGUUGGGUCCUUUGAAGUCACGUUUUAGACAUGUUUGUGUGUUUGUAUACUGUGGACCUCAUAAAUACUCUUUUUGUCAGAGGCGGGGCUAAUGGAGCUCAUUAAAGUGUCCUGGUAAUGUUG